Molecule: messenger RNA, 922 nt
Organism: Papaver somniferum (opium poppy)
Lineage: Eukaryota; Viridiplantae; Streptophyta; Magnoliopsida; Ranunculales; Papaveraceae
Exons: 3
Coding region: 426-734 (102 amino acids)
Source: RefSeq, a predicted model, not a curated record
GGUAAGAUUUCAGUCUGGGUCAAAUGACCAAAAAGAAUCUUUUAAUGAGGAAAGACGUUACUGCCCUCGUUUCUCCUCGUCUUCUUCAUAGAUACGAGCUCUCGAGAAACCAGAUCUGAUUUCUUCACCAGUUUCCAUUGCUUUCUUCUGUUGCUGUCGAUCUUCCCUUUCUCCACCACCACCAUCAUCAACUAUAACCGCAUCUUCCACCACCACCAUCGACAAUACUACAACCACCACCAUCAGCAUCUACGACAAACUACAAACAACAUCACCACCUUCCUCCACCACCGCACCCAUCGAAAAUACUACUACCACCGCCAUCAGCAUCUACAGAAACUACAGCCAACACCACCACCUUCCUCAUAAAGGUUCCUCCUUUGAUCGAAAUUCAUCUUCUCCGAUCUAUAUCACUGGUUUUCUGAAUGUCAAUUUGGAUUUGCAGCCUUCUCUACAUCUCUCAAAACAUUCCAAAAGGCGACUCCUUUAGAUUUCUUCACCAAUUGCUCAAAAAGAUUGUCGCUGAUUCGAGUUUGAUGGCAACCUGUUUACAUGAAGAGGUAAAGAGACUGCAGAAUCUUGUGUAUAGACUAACCACAGAGAUAGAUGUAAAGAACCAAAGGAUGGAAUGCAUGGAAAAAAUGUUGACUCUACUAUCAACAUCUCUUGGGGAUGCCAUUGACGCUAGAGAUUUAGAAUACCAGCAGGCAUGGUCUGGAGUUCAAAGUCCAUAAUCUUAACUUAUGAACAUGGCUUGGAGAUUCGUUUUAAGGAAGCAAACAAAGCUGAAGUUGUAUUUUAUCUCUAUUCUCUACUAGGAGUAGCUACAGCAGAAGCUAAGAUAGCCGACCUCGGAAAAGUUCAAAUUUUCAAGAAGGUUAGUUUUGUCUUUCUUGUUUUUCUGCCACUAUAAUGAUUUGAU